UUGUUGCACUACGCGCUCCUAACUUUCAAAUUCGCUCCCGAACGAACGUUACGAGACAUCAUGCUCAACAAGAAGAUUGUCUUCGCUAUUGCCGUGGUGUUGGCCAUGGUCUGCUUGGCUGAAGCUCGUGAAGACAGCCCUCAUGAUAUGGCCGAUGCUUUGCGCAUGCUGCAGGAGCUGGACCGUCUUUACACUCAAGCUGCUAGACCAAGGAUUGACCGCCGUGAUGUUGCGGAUGGGGACCGCGUCGACCCAGACUUGUUAGAUCGUGCCGUGCGGCUCCUCCAGCUGCAGAAACUAGACCGCAUUUACUCCUACCACACCCGACCAAGGUUUGGCAAACGCUCCGAUGCUUUCUCCAACUGGGCUAAGGAUCUGGAAAAGCCGGACAUACCAGCUUGGCUGGCCUAUGCCAGGAGAUGAGGGGCGCAACGUCAUCGAAUCCACGUAUAAACAUAAAAAUGUACUAUCAUAUACGCAACACUAAAUGGUUUUACAAUAGAUAAUAUUAUUUCCUUAUAUCAUGUAAUAUUCAAUCCUCGUUAACAAAAUCAAUUUCUGUUCAAUAUUUAUUUGAAUACAUUAGACCAUUACUAUUGCUUGUACUCGUUUCUCAUGUACCUUGUAUUUCUAAUCAUAUAGUUAUCGUAGUUAGAAUUAGUUAAUAACAUCAAUUGUACAAUUAUAAUUAAUC
This is a messenger RNA of Vanessa atalanta (red admiral), 694 nucleotides long. RefSeq lists its product as uncharacterized. The record is from RefSeq and is a predicted model, not a curated record. The transcript is spliced from 5 exons. Bases 61 to 423 code for a protein of 120 amino acids. Lineage: Eukaryota; Metazoa; Arthropoda; Insecta; Lepidoptera; Nymphalidae.